Sphaerodactylus townsendi is the source of this 1185-nucleotide messenger RNA. It is a transcript of the gene AVPR2, whose product is annotated as arginine vasopressin receptor 2. The record is from RefSeq and is a predicted model, not a curated record. Gene Ontology annotation, cellular component: membrane. The coding region runs from base 100 to 1185 and encodes 361 amino acids. The transcript is spliced from 3 exons. Gene Ontology annotation, molecular function: vasopressin receptor activity; peptide binding. Gene Ontology annotation, biological process: regulation of systemic arterial blood pressure by vasopressin; positive regulation of vasoconstriction; G protein-coupled receptor signaling pathway. NCBI's taxonomy places the organism in Eukaryota, Metazoa, Chordata, Lepidosauria, Squamata, Sphaerodactylidae.
GCCGUUGAGCGGCUCUGUGCUGCCUGGCGCCUUGCCCUCCCCUGCAAGCCCAACUGGGGGCCGGUUCAAGCCAGGCGAAACCCUGGGAGCCGUUUCUUAAUGGAUGCCCUGACUAUGGAUGACCAGGAGCCGUUGUUCAACACCUCCUCGAUGCUGCCCAAGGUGACCCCCAACACCUCCCUCUCCCCGUCUGACGACCGUGACGGCACCCUCGCGCAGGGCGAAAUUGCCAUUUUGGCCUCCAUCUUCCUUCUAGCCACGCUGAGCAACGGGCUGGUGCUGGGAGCCCUUUCCCGCCACAACCGCCGGGCCAUGCCCAUGCACCGCUUCAUCCGUCACCUCUGCCUGGCGGACCUGACGGUGGCUCUUUUCCAGGUGCUGCCACAGCUGAUAUGGGACAUCACCGACCGCUUCCAGGGCCCGGACGUUCUGUGCCGGGCCGUCACCUACUUCCAGGUGGUGGGCAUGUUUGCCUCUUCCUACGUCAUCGUGGCCAUGACGUACGACCGCUACCGUGCCAUAUGUCGGCCCAUGAUGGCUUUCCGCAAGGGCCCGGCCUGCUGGUACCGGCCAGUGGUGGUGGCCUGGACCGCUUCGUUCCUCCUCAGCCUCCCCCAGCUCUUCAUCUUCUCCAAAAGGAAGCUGCCGAGCGGAGCCCACGAGUGCUGGGCUCAGUUCAUUCAGCCUUGGGGGCCCCAGGCCUACAUCACCUGGGUGGCCCUGAUGGUCUUUGUCCUCCCCACGUGCUUCAUUGCCACCUGCCAGGGCAUGAUCUUCCGUGAAGUCCACCGCAGUCUGCGUCUAGGCCCAGCGGGGACCCUCCGGGGAUGGAACAGCCAGCAAGGGGCCUCCCCCAUUUCUGGGGCAGUUACCAAGACUCUGAGGAUGACAUUAGUCAUUGUGUUGACCUAUGUGGUCUGCUGGGCUCCCUUUUUCCUCAUCCAGCUGUGGUCCGUUUGGGAUCCUCGGGCACCCGUCGAAAGCACAGCCUUCACCCUCCUGAUGCUUCUCGCCAGCCUCAACAGCUGCACCAACCCCUGGGUCUACGCCGCUUUUAGCAGCAGCAUCUCGGGGGAGCUGUGCCGAAUCUUCUGCCCCAGGUUGGCCCAGCGGCGGUUUGGCUCCCUGUACGAGGACUCCAGCAAGACGGCCAGCUACUCGCUGGGGCAGGACACCCUCACCUGA